ACGUGGACCCACCGCCUUCAUGCUGAACUUGAUAUACCCAUCGGACCUCUGCAAAUUAAGGAGUACUAACAACAAUAUUGACACUAUGAACUCUCGUUGCGUACCCUGCGAUCGAGAUUUCAGCAGCGACGAGGCUCUGCAGCAACAUAAACGAGACUCAUCUGCGCACAAGUUCGACUGUACAACAUGUGAUCGCCAAUUCAGCAACGACAGGGCUCGGGCACAGCACUACCAGAACGCCGCUAUUCAUGCUCAGUCCUUCGAACAUCCAAUCGAUCUCGCAAUGCCUCCUCAAAAACAAAAGCCGACCACGAAACGAAAGUCAACCAUGAAACCGAAGUCAACUAAAAAAUGGUCGAUGUACCCUUCACUCCACAAUGACGUGUCCGACCUCCUUUACGAAGACAACCUCUUCUUUAGCUUCUACGAGAAGGACGACGACAAUAGCUGCAUAGACGAUUACGACACGAAUAUCAUGGGUCAGUUUACUUGCAGCAAUACAGCAUGCUUAGCUGUCUGGAAAAGCAAGCAAAUAGCCAUCACUAUACGAAGAUAUUCCAACGAGCGAUACAAUGUAAGAGUAUAUUACCAAUCCUGCAAACGUUGCAGGAUGACGAGUGAACCACAACUGGAUUAUUCAUACACAGAAAGAGUGGCAUAUCGUCUCAAAAAGUGGUCUGGAGUCCAGGUGGAACGCCCUCCCUUCUCAGGGCAGAGUGAUGGGCCACACAGGAGCGAUCCAUGCGAAGGGUGUAAGCAGGGCCAUUGCAGCAAAAUGGGACUAUAG
Molecule: messenger RNA, 787 nt
Organism: Periconia digitata
Lineage: Eukaryota; Fungi; Ascomycota; Dothideomycetes; Pleosporales; Periconiaceae
Source: the annotation of a GenBank genome assembly